Brenthis ino (lesser marbled fritillary) is the source of this 2079-nucleotide messenger RNA. NCBI's taxonomy places the organism in Eukaryota, Metazoa, Arthropoda, Insecta, Lepidoptera, Nymphalidae. The record is from the annotation of a GenBank genome assembly.
AUGACUAUGGCAAAAAUAACUAGCAAAAAGUGGAUCAGCGAAGAAACGGUAGAUGAGGAGGAGCUAUUUAGCCAUUGUAGAGAAAUGGAUAUUGUAUGUUAUGCUAUAACCAAAGUGAUUUUGGAAGCCGACAACAAAUGGAAGGAUUGUGGUGGGAAAAUAAAUAAUCAUACUUUAUUAAAUCGUAGCUAUAUUAUGGAGUUAGUUAGUAUACAGGUUCUUGCAAAAAGUCGCACAGAGGUUAAUUGCCACCGUCUUAUUAACUGUUUGGUACUGAUGUACAAUCCUGACGACCACAUAGAUAGUGCCUCCUGUUCUAGUAGUGCGGAUAGCUUGGAAAUAUUCCAUACUUUGACCAAACAUAUAACUCCACCCACAUCGUCUGCCUCUCGUCGUCACAGUCUAGCAAAACGUCGACAAGCGUUUAUCGAUAACAAAAAAGCUAAAAUGAAGCAAGCCCAAAGUCUCGUAGAACUAAAGAAUGGACAUAAAAAGGUUACUGAAAUGCUAAAUCCCCAAAAUUCAGAUGGUGAAGUUCCCUACACUUCACUGUUGACUAACGAAUGUGUCUUAGAUAAUGUCUUUAAUAGUGAUGAAAAUGUAAAUGGAAUACUUCAAAGUGAAGAAAUGUACAUAGAAAUCCUUUUGGACACUGUUUCGAAUAUUUCGCCUUUAUUAUUGGGACCAAAAGGAGUGAAAAAACUUAAAUCAGGCAGAGUGCAAGCCAGCAAGAAGGCUGCACAAAAAGUGACCGAGUAUUAUCAAAACUUGCUGUGGGGCGAUGUGGGUAGUUGCUUGGAACACCUUGUGUUAUGGUGGUCUGCUUUCCCUUUAGCUACAAGGUCACCUAACACAUGCCAAAAUCUACGAGAGUGGUUAUUUGCUACAUUCAAUGAUAAUAAUACUCCAGAUCUUGUCCUAUCAUCGUUAAGAAUUUUGGCAGAUGCUUUGGGAUGUCAUGUUACUUUAACGUCUUGGGACAAGCAUUUUGGGGCGACAUUAACAACAAACCUAAAACCAGUAUCGCUAAAGGAUUAUCCAGACCUUUCGGUGUACGUCACAGAAGCUACAGUUUCCGGCGCGAAUUUUGCGCUGAUGCUUAAAGAACUAGUCACCCUCAACAACCACUGCGAAGUGACGUGGGAUUACAUUCUGGGGGCGCCCUUGGAAGACUUGCCAAUAGUGGAGCAAAUACCUAUUCUUCAUAGAUUGGACCACUCGAUUCACACGUACCGUCUGUGGUGCGUAGCGGUGACGCGGUCGCUAGCGAACGCGUGGGCGAUGGACGACUUCUUCCGUGUGUCGCAACGUGACUUGCGCGCGUGUCUCGACCAGCUGGAUAGCUUGCGGUUUGCUGACCAUUCUGUUGCUAUCGAUUCUGGAAAAAUUGGCGUCCAUGAAAAUGUUUGCGCCAAAAUGAGAGAAAAAUUAGUAUCCGAAGUUAAAGUCAACAUACAGAAACUGAAGGAAGCAAUAGAAAAGAUAACAGCUGUGCUAGCCUCAGUGUGUGCGACCACCUCCCUCGCGCACCUCACCAUGAUCUUCCCGAGCAACGCUGAGUGGCGGCGCAUAGCCGUCCCCGGACCCGAGCAUUCAUUAUAUGUGCAGGACUUUUUGGAUAAAAUGCUGUUACCAGUGAUAAUGGCGACGCAAGACAUCACCACACUCAAUAUGAUAUUACGAAUCAUGUGCGAGUCGUGGCUUCAUCAUAUUUACGUCGCGAAGGUUAAAUUUACGAAAGACGCUGCAUUACAGCUCUUAGCAGAUUUCAACGAAGUACGAAACUGGUUGAACGAUUGCAAGCAUUUGCAAGCUCCGGCCAAGAAACAAAUGUUACAAAAUGAAGUUCUGAGACGGUGCGAGGGCGUGGGGCGGCUGCUGCUGCACGCGCCCGGCGACCUCAUCUCCAUGCAGGAGCCCGCGUUGCACGCCGCCAACAUACGCAAAAAUGAAACCGACAAUCAAGAACAGCUGAUGCCCGCGGAAAUGUACGUUCCGAAUCAAAAGCAAUGGCUGACGUUGCGCGCCAACAAGCUGAGGGGACCCGUCGCCUUCGCGUUCUGCUGUCUCGUGCUACAC